Messenger RNA from Eimeria necatrix, 303 nucleotides. RefSeq lists its product as hypothetical. The transcript is spliced from 2 exons. NCBI's taxonomy places the organism in Eukaryota, Apicomplexa, Conoidasida, Eucoccidiorida, Eimeriidae. The record is from RefSeq and is a predicted model, not a curated record. The coding region runs from base 1 to 303 and encodes 100 amino acids.
AUGAGCUUUUACUGCACAGAGCUUGCCUCAGGAAUGUCGACCUCUCCGUCUCCCUCACAAGUCUCAGCUGGGAGCAACAAUUCCACCGACUGUUUUCAAGAUAUUUUGUCCCAGCAGCUAAGCGUAGAUGCGUCCAUGCGAGAUGAAUCACUGGUCCCAAGGGAGGCUUUGGCCUACACGCCUCAGCCGUCAGAGAUACUGAAGCAGGAGCAGAUGACGGCCCUAAAACAGCGAUUAUUCUGCGUUUUCGGCUCCCUCGGAGCCUGUGUUAGGCGCGCGUCCCAUUCGUUUGAUUUUCGGUGA